CCUUCCCGUUUCUGCCAUGAUACUUGCGGGCAGGACUGGUAGAUCUCGCGUUCAGGCGCCAUCUUGGGGGAGGGCAGUGGAGCAGUUGACGCCAACGGCUUGAGUCCUGCCUCCUGUCCAGGGAGAAUAGAGGAAGGCUCGGUGGCUCGAGGACAGACGACUCGUUGGCAGCGGCUCCUUUUCGGGGCUCGGUAAAGUCCCUGCGCGCGGGUGACAAGGGUCCGGGUUCCCUCCACCCUCUCCCAGCUGCAUACAUAUGCAUAGGGGCUAUCUUGUGUAUAAUUUGGUGUGUUUUCCCUCGACGGGGGCAGCUUCCCGUAGGCCCGUGGCCUGGUAAUCGGCCAUAAAAUAUUUACUUUUGAGGCCUGUCAUCUUCCUGCCUCCCUCGGGGCCUGCUCUUAUUUACGCUUUCGCUGUGCUGUUUUGCUUUGUUAAGCGCGUAUUCCUAGCCCUUCUACGAGGUUGUUUACCUCGUCUUCGUUUUUAUUUAUUUAUUUAUUUAUAAUCUGCCGCACCAAUUCGGCUCUUUCCCCACCAUCACCUCGAAAGAAGUCUCUUCUGCUUCAUUUUGCUUUUUAUAAUCGUGGAAUCCAUAUUACCACUUUCUUUUUGAUUUUUCUGUGAUCUCAGAGCCCCUGUUGCUAUUCUUUCUAAAAUUCGUCUAAAGAAUCCGUUGUUUCUCUCGACUUUCUUGUGAAAAUCUAGUAAAGGGAAGGAUUAGUUGGAAGGAUAAAAGUUGUUCAAAUUUAUCAGCCAAAGAUGGUAAAAGUAGGGCAAAGUAAAAGUCCCAGGCUGCCUAUUUCUUGAAACAUUCUUCCCUCAACCUGCAAAUUUUCAUUUGAGUAUUUAAAAGCUCAGCUUAUUCCUUCGAUUUGAUACUACUCUCUGACGUCUCAUUCAGUUGAAUCCCAAAAGUAUCAAAAAUUAGGAGCUUGAGUAAUUCUGGUUUUUUCUGUAGUUGGCAUAGGGUAUUGCACUAUGGGAAGCCAUCUAAAAGACAGUAUUAAAAUAAGGUUUUUCAGGCAAACAUAUAAAUACAUUGGCUAUCACUGCAUUUACUUGGUGACAUUGAUACUAAUUUCUAAAACAGUUUAUUAACAUGGUACAUGCUGUACUUGAAAGAUUGAACUAUGCACCUAGUGUGUGAGUUAACCUAAGAUAACUAAUUUUGAAUCCAAUAAUAAAAUGUCAUGGAAAACAGAACUGUUGCUUUCUGAUCAUAUUAAGUUUCAUGGAGAUUGCUACUUUAGUGAAGACAGAAUAUGGGAAUAUGGAGUAUCUCUAGUACCCAAAUGACCUAGGCAACAAUUUUAUUGAUAAAUUAGAUGAUGGGUCUUCCAACUGAGGAGCCUUUGCUUCUAAAAUAUGUUGUGGUAUAAUGGAGGAAAGAGAAAGGUUUGUUAUAAAUUUUAUAUAAGAGUGAAUCUAUGCAUAAUGGCCUUUAUAAUACAUAUAUUAAAUCCUUUGCACAUUUGGUACAGAAUGAAAAUGAACACCUGCUAAUUUAGUGUCUCUUUCUGUAUUCAUCCUGAUGUGCAAAUAUGAAGUACUUUACUUUUAAGUGACAAAGGAGCUGUUGCUCGAUUCCAAUGCCCAGUCUGCCAGAGAAGGCAGUUUGCUAAAAAUGUUGGGAGUGGGGGAUUAGGACUAAGAGUGGCCUAUUGCUCUGAAGCAAGGCAUUUUACAAGUUGUGUCAGGAGAUUUUAGAACUUCAUCCAUUGUCUACAUUUAUUCCAGGUUAAUUUUUAAAUAUGCUUAUAUUUAAAAUAAAGGGUUGGCUGUGGCAAGACAGACACUAUUGUUGGAUCAUCGAUUCUUCAGCAGUUUGCCCAAGCAGAACGGGCUUUUGGGCUGUCCCAAAAGACAAUUUGAGUGGCCUUUUUGAUGAUAACUGUGACCUUUCACCCAUCUUCUUGGAAGUAGAAUACAUUAGCAGUUUGGAAUGUAUUCCCAAUAUGUCUCUUCCAGAUGGUAGCUAUAUUAGUAUGGUUCAACAAAACAACAGGUUCUUAUGGCAUUUUAAAGACCAGUCAAUAUUUUAUUUCAAAAGCUUUUGACGGCCAGAACCAGUUCAUCCGAUAUUCAUAUUAGCAGAGAUGGUAUGGUAGAGUCAACGGACUAACAUUCUGGCAGUACUAGGAGGAAAAAUGAUGUGAUGUGAAAGGAUUCUACUGAGGAAGAUAAUUUUAUAAGAUUUGCCAAUGAUGUUUAUCUUACUACUGCAGCUUUUUAUUUGUCUGGAGAAAACACAGCUUACUUACAGAAGGUAACAAAAUUGACCAUCACAUCCAUAUGCCAGAAAUUGGGGAAAGACAUAGCACUGCCUGGAACUUUUUCUACACUGAAGCCUAAUAUGCCUUUUGACCUGAAACAUCAGGUUUUUUAAAAGAUAGGAUCCCUAAAGGGUAGGUGAAGGAUAUGUUUUUGUUUCUGGACUGUUAAUGGUCCACAUAUCUGUUUUUCUGUUGUCUGCAUAAUCCUUUUCACUGAAUUCUGGCCAACCUAACUGAAUGUAGCAGUGAGAUGAAUGGAGCAGAAGUUGAUGUUUUUUCAAAUUUUUAUGCAAAUAUCACCAGAGUAGUGUUUCCCGUAUCAUUUUUCAAGACAAUGGCACCGUUUAUUUUGUACAGUGCUGGGAAAGAAAAGAUUUUCUUGACUUUAGAGAAAUCUGUAAAGAAACAAAUUCAUUUAGAUUUUCAAAUGCAAUUUACCCAUGAUUUGCUGAUAGUUUUAUGUUCCGCUCUGCAUUUUUUAAGAACAGCACCUCCCCUUUUCAGCUUAUAUAGUGCUGGAAAAGUUUUAGAAAGUACACAUUACUAUGAAUAUUGCAAAAUAUUGUACAGCAAUUGUACUUUAUAAGACUUCACAACAGUUGGAAUGUGACUUUUCCUAGUUUCUCCUCUCCCCUUCUUUCUUUCUAAGGGCAGACUUGAAGACAUUUAUUCAGUAAGAGGCUCUAGUCUUGUUCAUGCACUGUUCUUAUGUAUUGUUUAUAAGUAUUUCAUGUAUUCAUCCAGGACAAAUCCUGAACACAAAAUGAUUAAGAGUAUGUCAGUAGAUGCUAGAGCAAUUAGUCACUAUUUCAGCCAGUCAGUUAAAAUCUAUCAAAUAGUUGAAGAGUAAAGCUUCUUAACCAUCUUUCACAACUGUACUUAAAAGAAGCCAUAGCUUCUCUGUGGAAACUCCUUUAAAUUUUGUAGUGCUGCUAAAAGGCAAUACAGAAAUGGCUAGGGCUUAUGAUGGCUUAUGUGUAUGAGACAUCCCUGAGCUGUUUGAAAAGGUUGCAGACUCAAGUGCUGCUCUUGGACCAUCAUUCUGAUCUUACAAAAAAUGAAGAAGAGCUUUCAAAUCAAAGGUGCCAUUGUAGCUUUAGCUCACUGGAUGGUGUGUUUUUCAAGACUGAAACUGAUUCUUGGAUGAGGCCUGUGCUUGGCCUCCUACUCCUAGAUUCCUGCUUUGGAGAAUAAGAUAUACUAUCCUCACUGUGCAAUCCAAUGCAUGAAGUAGGCCUUGUCAAGUCAAAUGGCUCUUACUCCUAAAUAUGUGUGUGGCAUUGCAGCUUCAAAGUACAAUCAUGGAAGUUACAGAUGCAUUAUUGGGGAGGCAGCAUCUGGACAUCUUUGGACUAUGGUUGUCAAAACUUACACCACUAAUCAUAAGCGUAUUCUGGGGAUUUUAAUACCUACCAAAUGCUGUUGAUGCCACCAGCUACUGCUAUAGACCAUUUCAAAGGGCAGUUUUUAGGCAAGUGCAAUUAACAGAAAUCUAUAUUUUGGUGGAAGAAGCUGAGCAAUUGGUUGGCAUUGGCCCAAGCAGGCAUAAAUUAUCUCAGUUGCUUGAUCUUCAGUGUCAAUAUCACAAGAGUUUUGGACUCUGAACACAAGUUUGCUUAAGGUUUAGACUAUUGAGCAGAUUUCUUAAGAUAAAGAGAACUAUUUUGUAUAUAAUCUUCAUUCACUCCUUUCACUUUGAUGUGCAUCAGGCUUCUCACUGCCAUGAAAUUGUGAGCUAGAUUUAUUUCUGUUAUUCAGGACAGUUGGAUGUUGCUUUCUAUUUUUAUCAUUAGAACCAGCUGGUUUAUGGACUUCAGAACAUCUUACCGCAUCCUCAGUGAGUCAGGCAUGUGUUUGCUAGUUGAAGUGUCCAUUGGACAGUAUGAACAGAUUUUCUGCUUAAAUUAUUCGGUUUAUAUUUCUGGAAGUAGUUAGCCAAUAAUCAGUUGACUCUGCAAGCUUUUGUACCAUCUCAAUACAUCUUAAGCUUCAUCAGGAUUGGCAAUACUAUCUUGAGAAACUAAUUGGCUUUGAAAUACUAUUCCAACUAUCAGACUACACCAGAGUUACUCCCAUUAUUUUUACAGAAAAAGGUGGACAAAUCAUUCAUUUCAUUUUCUUGAUUUAAACAGCUGAGAUUUUUCACCUGAUAAUGUUAUCGGUUAGAAGUGCUGUAUGUAUUUAAAUCAUGGCAGAUAACCAAAAUGCUUUUUAACAAGUGUUGAACUGGAAUUUAUAGCUGAAUAAACCAAACAUGCUGUGUCAUAUAAUAGAUACAGUAUGUGUACAGAAAUUACACCUUAUAUGGAAGAGAUAAAUACAUUUUUAUGUAUUUGCAAAAUGGAAAUAUGUUAAGUUCAUUUGCUUCUGAUUUGCGGGUGUGUUUUGACCAUUUUUCCAGUUGGGAGAAAUAUGAUAUGAAACAGUGUAGCUAAAAGGUUUUCAGUUGAUUCAUUACCCACAAUUUCCCCCCAGAUUUAUUUGUGGAGUAAUAUUGAAUUGUGGCAAAUAGUGGUAAUAUGAAUUCGACACACAUAAUUCCUUAAUGUAGUUUACACCUUUUGAAACCCCAUUAUUAAUUAAUGUAAGCAAAUCAAGCUUAAGUCUCAGAAAAGGAGGGGGGGCGGAAAUACAAGCAAGUAACCAAAAUGUGUUGCUGUAGAUGGUAGAUUUCUGAUCCUGAUUCAACAUGAAUUUAAAAACAAAAACAGAUCCUUUUCUCUGUUCAUUAGAGUUGGAGAAAUAACAUGCCAAAAUUAUUUAAAAUAUGCAAGUCAUUUUGUAAGUAAAAGGUUCCAGACCUGUGUUCUUCAAGUGCAAGAAACUGCAUGCUUUCAAAAUAAAUUUUAAAGAGAAAUCAGUGUCUUGCAGUAAAGACAUUUUUAUUUUGAUCACAUCAUGGUGGGGAUACAUCACUUGAAAGGCUGUUGGACUUGCUGCAUCCUUUCAACCUUAUCACUGAAAAGUUGUGCCUUAUGAUAAAUCUUUGCAGGGAUGUUUGGGGUGACAGAACAAAAGCAGGCACUGAAGAAAAGAAAUGGAAUAUCUUGAAAGCAAAAUUAAAUGAUUAAAUUUCCUUGAUUUUAUGCAUCCGCACCUGUUUAUUUUCAAGAGCUAUAACGCAGUUGUUUUUUGCAUAAAAUUCACUGCAAUCCAAUUUGUCUAAAAUUAGUUCUUAAAACUUACAGCUACAUACAUCAUGUGUGUACCCUGUGUCUAAGAGUAUGUGCAUUGUAACUGUUGGCGCUUAUACAUGUAUGGUAAACAAUUGGCUAAAAUAUAGAUUUGUAUGAAAAAUUAACCACUCUGACUUCCCAUAUUGAACUCUUUUCAGUUGCAACAUAGCCUUUUACUGCUGUACUUGUAUAUAUAUUGAUGCAUGUAUAAACACAUAUGUAAGGCAGCAUAUAUAUGUGUAUAUACAUAUUUAAGUUUAUACAUACAAGUUUUUUUUACUAUACAUUUAAUAAAGAUCGGGGAAGAUUUUUCCUUUUUUCCAAUAGGUGAAGAAAUCUUGAAGACCAGAAAUUGAAACAGUGUGUUUUAAUUAAAAAAAAAAAAAAAAAAAAAAAGUUAAAUUUACCGGCUGUAGAAGAUGUCCAGCUUCUUCUUUGCAGCCACUUUGAAACGCAAGUUCAUCUUUAAAUGAACUGUUUAUUUUGAAGAGGCAAUUAAACUUCACUGUCUUCAGCCUUCCUGACCAUUCAGAUGGACUUGCUUUCUCCAAUAGUUGUAAUUCACCCUCUGUUUGAAUUUUGAAUGAGGAUGACAUGUGUUUCCUUGGCAAUGUGAGGAAGAAAAGUUUCUAUCCCAUUGUUAUCAAUUCACGGAUUGAGUGUUGAUUCGACCUACAGGAGAAAAAUAGCUGGAAGUCUUUGAAGAUAGUUAUUUGCUGAACUUAUCAAGAUUAUAUUAAAAGAAGAUAACAGUAAAUCCAGCCAAUAGAAGAUUUCCAGCCCAAACGAAGCUGCACCCAGCCAUCACUGAGAAUUCAGCUAUUAGGCUUUCCACGAUAAGUUUGCAGUAAAGAUUCAGCACAGGAUGUCUAAUCAAGGAGACGAUUGUUACUUUUAUUUUUACUCCACAUGUACCAAGGGUGACAGUUGCCCCUUCCGUCAUUGUGAAGCUGCCCUGGGGAAUGAAACUGUCUGUGUGCUCUGGCAGGAAGGGCGAUGCUUCAGGAGUAUUUGCCGGUUUAGACACAUGGAGAUUGAUAAAAAACGCAGUGAGAUUCCAUGCUACUGGGAAAAUCAGCCUGUGGGCUGUCAGAAGUUGAACUGUGCUUUCCACCACAACAAGGGACGUUUUGUGGAUGGACUUUUCUUACCUCCAAGCAAGACUGUUCUUCCAAACGUUACUGAGUCUGCAGAAGAAGAAAUGAAGGCUACACAGAUCUCACUUCAGCAGAAUAAGCUUUCUGUUCAGUCUAAUCCAUCCCCUCAAUUGCGUGGGGUAAUGAAGGUGGAAAAUUCUGAAAAUGUACCCAGCCCCACUCAUCCACCUGUUGUUAUAAAUGCUGCAGAUGAUGAUGAGGAUGAUGAUGAUCAAUUAUCUGAAGAAGGUGAUGAAUCUAAAAUGCCAGUUCAGCAACCCUCUGCAGAAGUUCCUAACGGGUUGCGAAUAAUUUCUACUCGGAAAACAGUGACCAGCGCAAAGCAAGAUAAAGAUAAUAGUUUGAAUUUUGGGAUCAAAACACUUGAAGAAAUCAAGUCAAAGAAAAUGAAGGAAAAGUCAAAGCAACAGAGUGACAUCCCUUCUGAAGUCACUGGCCAAAUCCAGGUUCAUCCAGGUCCAGAGAAAGAAAAUGUACGGACUGUGGUCAGAACAGUAACUUUAUCUACAAAGCAAGGUGAGGAGCCUCGGAUUAGAUUGACUCUUGCAGAGAGACUGGGAAAACGGAAGCCUCACAUAGCUGCUGAGAGUGGUCUUCUGUUAAAACGCAGCCUUGCCGAAAGACUGGGCAGAAAAAUAGAUUCCCUGGAGAAUGCAGACAAAACAGCAAAGAAAGUACAAUUUCCCAGAACUCUUAAGGAGAGACUAGGGUUGCCGUCAGAGCAGAACAAUAUGGAAACAGAGAACGCUGCCAAACCAGCGGGUGAGAUCCAUGUGAAAACACUGGAAGAAAUCCGUUUGGAGAAAGCUAGCCAAAGAAAGGGAGAAACUCAGUCCAAACCCAAGAUUGAAGUUGCUUGUACCACAGAUGAUUCCAGUUUAGUGGCAAAACCAUCUCCUGCAAUCAGGAUCAAAACCUUUUCUGAAGUCCUGGCUGAGAAAAAACAGAGACAAAUGGAAGAGGAACGGAUAAAAGCUGAAAAAGAAAGCACGACCAAACCAAAGCAUGAGUGUGAGCCUCAGAAGCAGUGCUCUCAAGUUUCGGCUGUGUCUAGCAGAAGAAACCUAGAGGAACCUUCUGGCAAAACCAAGGACUUUGCUGAGGUACGCAUCAAGACUCUGGAGGAAAUCAAGCAGGAAAAAGCACUUCGAAUGCAGCAAAGUGCAGAAAGCAUGUCAAAGCCACAGAUGCAACCUGAACGAGCUCUAGUUGGGAGGAGACCGCUGAGCAUGACAAAGCCAGCAGCAGCCCCUGGAAAGGAAGAAAAAGCAUCCCUGGAGCUGAAGUCUUCUCCAAAAGCUUCCGCAGUGGAUGCUACUGUGAAGCCCUUGAAUGACAGUGUGAGCAAUUCACAUUCCAAAGUGUAUGUGAAGAGCUUAGAAGAGAUAAGGAAAGAGAAACAAAGGCUAAAACAGCAGCAAGAGAGGAAGACCCAGGAGGAACGGAUGACUGUGCCACCUGCUGGGGAAGAAAUGGCAGAAGGGAAGGCACCAGCCACUACAAAUCCUGAAUCUCCUGUGAAAACAGGGAAAACCCGUCUACCUACAAAGAGGUUACUGGUGAGAACCCAGGAGACCGCACCAGAGAACACGGGAUCAGCAGAGCUGAGGCUUUCUACCCAACCUGUAGAACCAAGGGCUAGAGCCAAAUCCAAGGUGAACAUGAAAACAUGUGGAUUGAAACCUUUGUCUUCAGCAAAGCAAGCAUUGAAACGUAAAGCACCAGAGAGUCGUCCCUCCAUUGCAGCAGUGAAGCCACUGAACCCCAUCCCAAACACAGACGUGAAAGAACUUCCACAUGAAACACUACCUUUGCCAAAUGCUCCAGGCCUCCCGAAGAACACUGGGGUCACAGUUCCUGACAGAGUGUGUUCCAACAGAAAUGCACAACCUACAGCCUUCCUUGUGACCUUAAUUGUAGCUUCCCGUGCCAUGCCUUCCCUAGAGGGCCUGUUCCUGGCAAGGAGCAACAGUGGCAAAGGGGCCAUUUGCACUGGAAAUGCUGCCAUUGGGAUGCAAAGACACUCUUCUGCUGUCCUCUGGUGAUUCUUAUACAGAUAACUGCUAGCAGUAAGGUAAGAGCAGCAUCAGUGGUCCUGAACCGGCAGCACACUGGCCGAAUAGACCAAGAAAGUUGUGUGCCUGCCUUAUUUUAACCUUGCAUAAAGUAUAGCUAUUGUGUCACUGUAGGUACUUGCACAUAGUUGGGUGAAAAGAUGCUAUAAAUGGGCAUGACUUCCACAUGUUCCUCGAUACUAUGCUCAUAUAGUGCCAUCAGCAUGUCUGGUGUUUCAUAGAGUAUGUGAGGACAGGUGCCUCCUGCAAGUUCACAGUUUAAAGUCAGACAUGAGGAAGACCAGGAGAGGAAGGAAAUGGGUUUUUCUCCUCUAUAGGCAGGUUGGAUUUCAUGGAAAGGAAAAAAUGUGGGAGGCGGAUCAGGCAUAAAUGUUCUUUCAUGUUGUAGUAUUUCCUCAUAAUGUUGCUCCUGUCCCUGGAACCGUUUACUUCCCUUUUUCUCCGUUUCCCAACAUUACAGUGACGAUUUUUAGGUGUGACCAAAACUGUAACAGCAAUCCAUGUAUGGUUGCACCAAACUUUUAAAUGUCUCACCCCCAUCCCACUGCUGUAACUUUAAAAAGCUUUGGAUCCAAAACCAUUUACUUCAUGUAUAUUCUGAUCCUAUGCAUGUUUUUCAAAAGGAAAUACUUUUGCAUUGGACUGGACUGUACCCUAGAUCUGAAUAGUUUUAAAUUUCUAUUAUAUUUCUGUUUGGUAAUUUUUAUGAACGGCCCAGAGCACUAGCUAUUGGACAGCAUAGAAAUGGCAUCUCUCCAGUGUCAUGGGAGGGACAAAAAUAUUAUCCACUGCCUUCAUUUCUCCACAUCCUUUAUAUUUUGUACCCCUCUGUCAUGUCUCUCCUUACCUGUUUUCUAACCUAAACAGUUCCAGAUGUUGUACCUUUCCUCAUAGUGGCAUUGUUUGAAAUUUGCUGUAUAGGUGAUUCAGCGUACAUAGCAAGAAAGCUCGUGAUGCUUGUCAGACACCACACUACUACUAGGUAAAAUUUGAGGCAGCAAAGGUUAAACAAAACUCCGGAAGAAGUGAGACUUCACACACUUGGACCACAGGUACCCACAUUUAUCAGGACUGAGAAAUUCAGAAGCAAAAUCCAGCCACAGACACACAAUCACUUCUGACUCAUUUACACUGCGGCAUUCAUGAUGCGGCACAACUAGAGACCAAAAACAUACCAAGAAGCAAGAAAGAACUGGGCUACAUUUUUGUAUCUUUUUAUUUACAAUUAGAUUAAAAAAAAUGCUUGCCCAUAGACAAUGGAUGGCCUCACAAGUUCAGUCUGAAUUUGUCAGAGACACUGCAGAGGACCAGAUGACCGCAACAGACAGAGAGGACAGGAAGUAAAUACUCGGCACUGAUAUCUAUUGAGGCUUUGCUUGGUUUAUAGCUAUAUUUUUAAUUCAUUAUUUUUGCCAAAGAAUGAGGCAGUGGUCUGCUGGGUUCAAUUUCUUAGUUCAAACACAGCAAAAUAAAUGGCCUAAACAAUCCAAAUCCAGUUUUCUGUCAAUUACAUCACUGAGUUUGCAUCUGGUGUAGACUGAGAAGCCAGCAGUCUCGUUCAAAUUAUAGCAAGGCCCAAAAGUAGCAAACUAACUGAAAAAUGACUAAGGAUUUUGAUCUGUCCUUUAAAGGUUGGAGACCAAUUCUUCACUAAUGAAGGUUUACUGGCUAGGAGAAAAAGAUUAGAUAAAGGCCAAUGCAAAUGAUAGCUUUGGACACCUAAUUCAAGCUGAGUAUCACUAUGAAUCCAGUAAUAGCUUACAUCUGGUCUGCAGUCAUAUUUGGGGUAAACCUAUUGAAAUCAAAAGGACUUAGCCAUGACUAAGUUUUCACACUGAUUUCUAUAUAGUCAAGUAUGAAUAAAUUUGAAUUAAACCAAUUGAUUACACUAUAUUCCUGCUUCUGCCUAAUUUUGUCAAAUGUCUUCUCAAAAUUGGAUCUGAACCCCUUGAAGAGCUCAAUGAAACUUCUGUUAUGGCUAGAAGGUCCCAUUGCCUCUUCCAACUCACAUCGCCUUUUCCCAGCUACACUUGAAAUAGCUGGAGAUAAAUCUCCAGUCAGUCAUUCUAAAGUGAUGUUGUGUGGGUACUCAAACCCAGAUUUCCCAAGUCACCCAGUCCAGAACUUUAACCACUACACUGCACUGGUUCUCAAUUAUUUUAGUUGUGAAUUCCCCAUAUACAGGACAAUUCUCCAAGCCAGUAGUACAGCAUGCCUUGCAUGCUGGACAUUCCAAGUUCAAGCUCUGGUAUUUCCAGGUACGGCUGGAAAUAUUCUUGCUAAAAAUGCUGGAGAGGUGCCGCCAAUCAAUGUUAAUAACAUUGGGCUUGACAGACCAGUGGUCUUAUUUGGUAUAAGGCAAUUGCCUAUUUCUAGUGAAAAUCAACCCCCUACCCCACUUUUAUUUUUAAAUUUGCUGUAGACUUGGGAAAGUGUGGAUUUGUAUACUCCCACAGGUUUGAAAUGAGCCUUGUCUAGUGUGUGUCCUGGAAGGUAUUUGCUGCUGAAGUGCAGAAGGCAACAAGCAUGGGCAUUAACCCAGAGAGGCUGCAAACAGUUAUUCUAACUUUCCUCUUGUUUCAAGGGAAAACAAGACCACAAGUGAUCUUUGCUUGCAAAAAAAUGGCCAGCACAUCACUACCUGUGCAGCAAGAGCACCCCUCCUCGCAAUAAAUAUAUUCUGGACCUGACAUUUCUUAGCCUUUUGUAUUUUUUCUUGAGAGUUUAGAUGGUCAGAUAGGUGGAAGAGCGUGAAUCACCACCUUUUAUAGGAGCACAGACUUUGAUGGCUGUCAAAGCUUAGGCUUCAUUUAAAAGGGGGUUUUUGACAGGGCUCUUCAGGAUUGGUUGGUUUGUUUAAACAAGGACAAAUGAAUAUACAUAUUAAAAAAACACUUGGGAACUUUUGAGGGGGUGCCACUGGCUGUUAACUCAGAGAUGGGUUGAUGAUCUGUAAGUGAUCUCAAAUAAUUAAAAUUUAAAAAUGAUCUCAAAAAGAAGUGGGGAGGAAAGACAAAGUGAACAAGAAAGAGUCACCAUUAACAAGGGAGAUACUGAGCCAGUGACACUUGCUCCGCUGUGCUGCUUAGGCAUCAGCAUGGCUGUCACUGGCAGUGGUCCAGGUGAAACUGACAAGAGCAGCAAAGGGCUUUGCUGAGUGGCUUGUCACUUUUCUGGUCCUCUAGUGGUGGUUGGAUGAGAUAACAAUUCAUCAGGGCUCCAACAAACCCUAACGAAAGUCCUGAGUUGUCCAGGUUCUCACACAAGUUAUCCUUCAGGACGCAGUGCAGAUCUGCACAAGAUGACAACCUACUGUGACUUGUCAACCCAAUCAACAUAAUUCAUACUUCAACCACCACCCAUGGUUCAAUGAUAACCCACACUCUGCCCAUGCACAAGCUAAGUGUGGCUAGAGUCAAAUGCUAUCUGAACCCACUCAGUGGGAAUUGUGCAGGCAUCUAGUCUAUUUUACUUGCCCUACACAGGGAGAGCUUUAAUAGAUAUACAGUGUCUGGGUUUGGACAGCAUGAUAAACCACACUCAAGGAUUUGAGCAUGAGUUGUCAUUGAACCAUGGAUCAUUGUGCUCGCUGAAUCCAGCUGUGCUAACAAGCUAUGGCUUGUUUAUGUGGUUGGCUUCAGGCAAUGAAAUAAACCAUGCUUCAACCAAAGCUCAUAGUUCAGCAGAAAACAAGUUAAAACUUGUGUUGUCUGAAUCCAGCCACUGUAGGACUAUAACAUGUAUUUAUUAAGCUGCAAUGUCAUAAAUGGCUCUUACAAUGUAUUUAUCUUAUGGCCUUUAAUCAAAACAAUACCCUUCAUUUGGUCUCCAUAAGAUGUUGGUCCUAGGAUUGACAGUAUGAUAUUGGUAGGAUCUGUUGUAACCUGAAAUUUCAUUACAUUUCUCUAUCACUCCUCAUUCAAGUUAAGAAGUAGCUAGAACAUCUAGAUUGGGCAGUGGUGGGCUGACUGAAAGGCACAAAAAUAGUAGCUGUCACAUCUACCAAAUUAUGGCACAAAAGCACAGAUCACACGGUAACAAGAACCACAGAGCAUGGAGGCCACAGAAAUCAGACAAUGCUCACAUUAGUAGUAGUUUGGCAUUUUUGAAAGGCAGCAUAGAGAACCAUAAUAGGGGAAUGCUUAGCUUCCUGGCCAGUUAGAAUAAGCCUUUUAAAAAGUUGCAUUUUGUUUGGAUAUUGUGAAAGUGAAAAGGACUUUGGUGUGUGGAAAUACAGAUUCGUUUUCACAAAUGGAUGUAUACUAUUGAUUCAUGGGACAAAAAUCAUGUUCUUUGCUUCUCCUAUCUGCCUGCUUUGAAACUUAGAAAAUAACUUGUUAGCUUAAUUUCCAAGACAGCAAAGUUGUGUUAUAUUACCAUUUAGCCUUUUAGCAUUAUAUUAACCUGAGCAUUAUGCUGUCCUUCAGUGCAUGAAAGCAAAAAAGUAAGGUUCUAUGGGGCUCAACUUAUUAAAAUUUGUGUGCAAUCUUUGACAUGCCAGUAAUGUGGUCCCAAGGAAAGCAGCACUGUGGUGCCAAAGGUGUUCGUGUAGUGUUAUCCUUGCAGAAAACACUUGAGGCGGCCACACUGAGCCCAGCAUGGGCAAGUGCCUGUCACGUACCUGCAGAGUAAUGACGUCAUUAAAUCACUAAAUCAGGACUGAGGCCAGAUGCCAGGGCCUAACCAAUACAGGAAAAGCAACACUUUGGUUUCUUUAAUACUUGCAUAGGAAUGGAAAUCAAGCAGGUGGCACCUCUCCUCAUAGCCUGAAGGGAGAACCAGCACUUCCCAUUUUUUCUCCCCUCCAAGCAACUAUUAAAGACAAAGUAUGGUAUAUCUGUUUUCCCCAGAUGGAGAGCUUGCCAACAGUGCCCCAUCCCCUUUAUCCAAGCAGGAGGCUGACUUUUAAAAAUUCUUCUGAAAGCUGGGGAUUUACAUCUAACAGUUUAACAUUUUAAUCAUUUCAUGAGAAGAUGCUGAUUUUGAGGAACUGACCAGGUUUUUACCUCUUGCUAGUUCCACUGAAUCCUCCCUUUCCCUGUUACUCCACAAGAUUUCCCUCUGCUUACUGCCUUCCCGCAGGUCUAGUACAUGGACUAGAUUCUGCCUACGGUAUCUACUAUAUAUAACUGACCACAUUAUCUUUGGAGUACAGGAAUGUCUUUUGUGGCUACCUAAUACAGGAUUGAAAUAGCACAUGCAACAGGUAACUUAAGGACAUGUUGAAGUCCUCUGUUGAAGCAAUGACUUCCUGACCAAAUUCUGUUGUAUCACAUGGUGGUAUCAAAUUCUCCCGUCCUGCACGGAAGAACAACACAGAGACUAGGACAAAUGGCAAGACUAGCAAACGGCAACUAUUUCCUAUAGAAGAGCAUCCAAGACUUUCUGUUAACAAUAUGUGCACAAAGAUAUUCCCAAAAACCUUUUUGAAAUUUUUGCUGAAAUAUGUUGAUUGCUUCAGACAUGCACUUUUUAUCAGGUUUUUCAAUAUAUGCAGAGGUGCAAUAAAUGCAUGUUUCAGUUGCCCCUGCUGCCAGGUUCAAGAGGAUCCUCAGUCUUGGAAAAUGUGCAUACUAAAAGAAUAAAAUUAGAAUUGGCUUUUAAUUUUCAAUACUAUACUCUAUGCACCUAUUAAAAAUGAUAUCAUGUAAUCACUUAAUUACACAUACCAUAUCUGUAUGAUUUUGUUGCUGAGCAUGGUGUUUUUUUGGAAAGGAUAAACUGCUAUAUUUUUUUUUCAAAUGUUAAUGUGUGUCACUAUGUCCGUGACUGCUGCCUGAAGCUAACAUUUGUUAAUGUUCUUCUUCGACAGGUGUGUGUGUAAAAGCAGUGUUCUGCCUUUUCUCUAAUAAAAGAAAUUAUUCUUUUA
This is a messenger RNA of Varanus komodoensis (Komodo dragon), 14550 nucleotides long. It is a transcript of the gene ZC3H11A, whose product is annotated as zinc finger CCCH-type containing 11A. Gene Ontology annotation, molecular function: metal ion binding. The record is from RefSeq and is a predicted model, not a curated record. The transcript has 17 exons. Bases 6315 to 8651 code for a protein of 778 amino acids. Lineage: Eukaryota; Metazoa; Chordata; Lepidosauria; Squamata; Varanidae.